AUGUAUCUUGAUCCUGUGACGUGGAAAAGUCCGAUGUGGGGCCCUGAUAAGAUUGUCUACGAGCUCAUUAGUAUGGGUGGCGAGUCUCAGCAACGACGCUGCAUUCCAGGACUCCUGCUGCGAGCCACAUUUCCAUCUCCACAGGACCCUUGCUCUAAUGGCUAUGCCCACCUCACCUUCUCUUCUCUCUCGGCUGUUCGUGUACGUGUUGCAGGUGAUGUGAGCAAUGCAAGUAUAGGAAGUGGGGAGGGAACAGGAGACGACGAUGAUGACGAGCGAGGUGGGAAGAAAAGCCAAAAGAAACGUGGGAUCUUCCCCAAAGUCGCCACGAACAUCCUUAGAGCCUGGUUAUUCCAACACCUCACGCAUCCAUAUCCAUCAGAAGACCAAAAAAAGCAGCUUGCCCAGGAUACCGGUUUGACGAUAUUGCAAGUCAAUAACUGGUUCAUCAACGCUAGGAGAAGAAUCGUCCAACCCAUGAUCGAUCAAUCCAACAGGGCAGGUUUCCCGGCAGGUACGGGAUGUGUGUAUAGCCCGGAUGGAGCAGGGAUGGGUCACAUGAUGGACGGCCAAGGCGCGAUGUUACGAGGCGCAGGUGAGAGUCCCUACUACAACGACUUCGCCCCUGCUACUCAUCCUUACGGUUACGCAUCCCCCUAUCAUCAGGGACACCUCAUGUAACAGAGACAGACACACAACUGAGACCUGUGAUCCUAUAUACCAGACAAGGUUUGGGCGGGUUUGGAGCAGAUCCUCGGAGUAUGGCCAUGAGUGGUGCUUACAGUCCGCAUCAGAUGUCACCUAUCCCGUACGGGAUGAUGAUGGGUGCACCGGCUGGGUUCCCCGGGGCACCCACCUCCUACGAGGGUGCCAUGAACAUCCACGCCGCCUGAAAAACGAAAAUCCCUUGAUUUGGAAUCCCCUGCUCCCUGCCGAUUUCUGACGAUUCUCAUUCGGCUGAGGCCCUUCGGGUAUUCAACCCCAGCCGCCCAAUUGUGAUAUUUUCUUUCCCCUCUCUGUCUCUCUUUUUUGUGUCGUGUACGUGGAAGAGAAGAGUUUACAAGAAGAAGAAGAAGAAAGAGAGUAUUCUCUAUUAUCCGUUUAGGUGCAACGAGACCACAAAAAAGGUAAUGUAUCCAUGUUUUUCCCUCUCAUGGUGACCUUUGUUUUCCUCGACGAGUACAAAGGCACACCCCACAUCACUUGCUCAUCCAAUUCUCUCUUUCUGUCUGUCCUUCCCGCCAAUCCAUGCAGUAUUGAGGAAUCCAGUCAUUGUUUUUUUUUAGUUGUUUUUGUUCUUGGUGGAUUUCAAGUGUUGCUCACGAGGAGAUCCGCAUCGCGUCUUUCUUCGUUAUUCACACAAAUGGGUAACAGGAGAAAAAAAAAAAGUUUUUUUUUUCCAAGGACUCGAGGGAUAUUCGCACGUGCAAUAAUUUUUUUUCUCUUAUUUCAUUCCUCAUACACAUUGCUCUCUGCGUAAUUAUUUUUUCUCCGUGCGUUGCCUUUGCUCAGGUGUCGUGCAUCGGUUCACAUCGCUCAAACGGAAGCUUGCAAUACUUGAUUCUAUGUCGUGGCAUAAUAACCCGCAUAAUGGAAGAGAAAAACUUGCCAUCGCCAGGCAGUUUUUAUGUUGUGCCAAAUCACGCAGAGACCGUCUUGAUUUUUUCUUCGAAGGCCAGAAAGCGACUUGUGUUCUGAUGUUUCUCAUUCUCAACGUGCUGGGCUUGAGAAGAAAUUUCCGCUCGUCAGUUUCUUCUCUUUUCCUUCUUGUUUUCUCCUGCCUCAAAUUUUGAUUCGAGUCCCACUUGAAAUGAAGAGCUUACGAUCAUAUUCGAUUUUUUUCCGUGAAUGGCCUAUUCGUAUUAAAUUAUCAUGGCGUUGUAUAGCUGCUAUUCGUGUGUCUAUGGCUCCCUUGUACGGCGAACUGUGAACGUGUGUGUGUGAUUGUAUAGGGCCCUGUUUGUACAUGUAGCAGCAUAGAGCUGAUGAUGACGAACAAAAAAUAAAACAAGAUAUGGCCAUGGACCGUUUUCUAA
This is a messenger RNA of Darwinula stevensoni, 2036 nucleotides long. Lineage: Eukaryota; Metazoa; Arthropoda; Ostracoda; Podocopida; Darwinulidae. The record is from the annotation of a GenBank genome assembly.